CGCCCUCUCUUAUUUGUGUCUCUUUCUCAUUCUCCUUCUUUUCUUGACUCCCAAUACAUUAUUUCUUUUUCUUUUUCUUCAUUAACUUAUUUCAUUUAUAGUUUCGAUAUGAAAGAGGGUGGUAGGAAGCAGGGUUCAGCCUCACCUUGUGCUGCAUGCAAGCUUCUCCGCCGAAGGUGCGCCGCGGAUUGCGUCUUUGCGCCGUAUUUCCCGGCCGACGAGCCUCACAAGUUUGCAAAUGUGCAUAAGGUCUUUGGUGCCAGCAAUGUCAACAAGAUGCUUCAGGGGAUUGGUAGAUUAUCACUCAUCCGUCGUUAUAACACUAGUAAUGACUUAUAUGAGCUACCAGAGCAUCAGAGAGGAGAUGCAGUGAGCAGCAUGGUGUAUGAGGCAAAUGCAAGAGUGAGGGACCCUGUUUAUGGCUGUGUGGGAGCCAUCUCUUCUCUUCAACAACAAAUUGAUGCGUUGCAAAUCCAAUUGGCUGUGGCUCAGGCUGAGGCUGUGCAUCUCAGGGUGCGCCAGACCCAGACUGCAUCCUGCUCUUACUGGACCCAACCCCAUAGCCCAACCAAUAGUGCCUCCCCAUCCUCCAAGCCCAUUUUUGACAUCGACAUGGGCCUUGACCAUACCUCUUAUGCAGAUUCUAUGUGGUCAUGAUAUUAUAUAUAUAAGUACAACAAAGUCAAAUAAGUUUUCAACUUCUCUAAAAUUUGUGAUUUUAGUUCUUGAUUUUUGUAAGAAAUAUUUGAUUUUAGUUGUAGUUUGCUUUGGUUAAAUGCUGAUAUGAUAAAGUUAAAUGUUUUAACUUAUCUUACAAUGUCAGCAAUUGACGAAGAUAAACUAUGACAACACUAAAAUCAGAUAAAGAAUCUUACAAAAAUUAAAACUCAAAGUAACAAAUCUUUAUAAGAUUGAAAACUUAAUAAUUAUAUCGGUUUCUUUAGACUAGGAAAAUAUAUUAGUUCCUAGAAAAAAAUACAAAAAGAGAAGAAAACAAGGCAUUAUUUUCUUUUUUAAAGUAAUGCCUUGUUAACUUUAGUAGGGUAGAAGAAUCGAACUCUAGAAGCAUUGGUGGUGAUUGAAGGAGCUGCGGUGGAGAUCUUUCGCCCGCUUGAUUACUUUUGGUUUGCAAAAAGAGGGUUUUCAUUGGCAUUUUGGUGUAAAUAUGUGGCUUAUUAGUAAUUACUAUCACAUGAAGGGAAGCUGCGCUUAUGGUUGGAUUGUGGACUUAUUUCUUUGAUUAUGGCAAAAGGUGUUGUAAUGGAGCUCUCUAUGUUGUUCUUAAGUAUUGUUAUGAUUUGGUCUUUUGUAGUUAAAUAUAUGGAAGAUGAACUUAUUGGCAUUACUUAGGUUUUCAUAAGUAGUGCUUGCUUCUUUGUAAUGUUU
Arachis duranensis is the source of this 1386-nucleotide messenger RNA. RefSeq names its product LOB domain-containing protein 4-like. The coding region runs from base 109 to 657 and encodes 182 amino acids. The record is from RefSeq and is a predicted model, not a curated record. NCBI's taxonomy places the organism in Eukaryota, Viridiplantae, Streptophyta, Magnoliopsida, Fabales, Fabaceae. The transcript has 3 exons.